UACCACCACCAAUAGCAACACAGUGAACCCUGGCAACACACAGCCAUUGCGCUUGCAAUCCCCACUUCGUUUUGUCAACAAAAUGGCUGAUUUGGGGGAUGAUACCGGAGCGAGAGCCCUGUUGGCCCUCAAAUCCGCUCCUUGUAGCCCGGUGGGUAUAUCGAUCCCGCCCGUGUACACUCUCUCCUCCUCGACUUCUUCCCGGAUCACAUCCUCCAUGCCCCUCUCCCCUCUGUCGCAGGCCCUCGCGCGGCUGGAAGGCAGGGACUUCGAGUUCGUCAUGCGCCAGAGGUCGGUGACUGUCGGGAGGAAUUCCUCGCACGGCUCCGUGGAUGUCAACAUGGGCCACUCCAGUUUCAUAUCCAGAAGACAUCUGCAGAUCGCCUUCGAGGAGCCGCAUUUCUAUCUGCGCUGUCUCGGCAAGAACGGCGUGUUUGUCGAUGGCGUUUUUCAGAGGAGAGGCGCACCUCCACUUCUCUUACCGAGGGAGUGCACUUUUCGAUUUCCCAGUACAGUGAUAAAGAUUCAGUUUACAAUGCUUUACCACAAGGAGACACUGAAGGAAGAGGCUCCUGUUUCACCUGUGAGACCACUUUACCCACAAAUCUCUCCGCUGAAAAUCAGCAUUCCUGAAAAUGACUUCAGAAGUAUGAUGAGUCCCCUGCCUUCACCCACAGGAACUAUUAGUGUUCCCAAUUCCUGUCCAGCGAGUCCUCGUGGAGCUGGAUCUUCAGGAUACCGCUUCGGACACAACAUCACCUCAGACCUUCAGUUGGCAGCUGAGUUUGCAGUCAAGGCUGUAUCAGAACAGCGCACUGAAGCCACUGGAGGAGAUAGUCCUAAGGAUGAAUCCAAACCUCCAUAUUCAUAUGCUCAGCUGAUAGUUCAGGCCAUCUCGUCUGCACUGGACAGACAGUUAACACUAAGCGGCAUCUACGCUCACAUCACCAAGUAUUAUCCCUACUACAGGACAGCCGACAAGGGCUGGCAGAAUUCCAUCAGACACAACCUGUCUCUGAACCGCUACUUUAUUAAAGUGCCACGCUCACAGGAAGAGCCAGGAAAGGGUUCAUUCUGGCGUGUAGACCCCUCAUCUGAGGCCAAGCUGGUGGAGCAGGCCUUCCGAAAGCGUCGGCAGAGAGGUGUAUCCUGCUUCCGCACACCCUUCGGUCCACUCUCCUCCAGGAGUGCCCCAGCAUCUCCCACACACUCUGGCCUCCUCUCUCCACAUUCAAGUGGCCUGCAGACCCCUGAGUGUUUGUCUCGGGAUGGGUCACCAGUGUCUCAUGAGCAUGAUUUUGGCUCCAAGCUUGCUUCUGUGCCCGAGUACAGAUACUCACAGAGUGCACCAGGCUCUCCAGUGAGCGCCCACCCUGUAAUCAUGGCCGUACCACCUCAGCCCUCAUCCGUGAUACCCAAACCUGUGGUUUACAUGCCGGCCUCAAUCAUUAGCUCCUCCCAGGCCUCUGGUCAGGCCAUUCAUGUGGUGCAGCAGGCGCCAGCUGUCACCAUGGUCCGUGUAGUGACCACCUCUACAAACUCUCCCAAUGGCUACAUCCUGGCUAACACUUCCUCCUCCAGCUCUGUAGAUGGAUUUAGAGAUCAGAGAGUAGAUGAGAUGCCUGUGGUUGGAAGUAGAGUUAUUCAGGCUGUAGGAAGUCACAUAAGCUCCGCCAAUAGGGGGCAGCAGAGCUACACUGUUGUUCAGCAGAGCGCCAUACACCAGCUUCCCGUGCAGACGAUUGCUCAGAAUGGCAAACAUGCACUCCCUAUCACCAGUGUAUCAUCCAGUGCUUAUGCUCUUACCAAUCCUCUGCAGAUCUUGGCUGCCCAGGCCUCAACAUCCCCUCCUGUUUUAGUCAACAGGCCUACUAGCAGGGAGGUCGUAGAGUCCGGUAACUAUGAGCCCGAGCCCAAACGGCACAAAAUGGAGGAGGAUUCUGUCGCUCCAGUCCCACAACCUGUUAUUGUUGCAAUGAACCAAGAGGCCAGCGAAUGAAUGAGUGAGUGGAAGAGUCGAUGAUGGAUCUUUAAAGCACGUUCCUCAAUAUCAGGAAAGUGUCUUGUUUUCGUUCAACCAAGGACUUUAAUGUAUUGAAAACGACAAACCCGAACACGGGUAACUGAAUCGAAUGUUUUGUAUAAAGAGGUUAAAAAUUGUGUUUCAUGGAGUGGGGGUAUAUUGAGCUACAUCUGGAAGCAUUAAAAUUCAAUGCUCGAACAGUUUUAAUUUUGUAGGGGUUUUUAAUCGUGGAAAGAAUGUCCCUCAAAGGUAUGAAGAGAGGUGCAUGUGUGCCGCCAAGUAGUUCCUCACAAGGUACAAGUGAGAAAGUUCUUACUUUUGGGUUGGGGUGGGACCAAUACUUAUGCAGCUAUUACAGAUUGAGAACACGAGUCUCUCCGAAUUGAAGCAGUAUAUAUAAAUGGGGUCACAGGAAGCUGUUACUUCAGUUUCCUGUGCAGCCUUUGUGAGGAUUUAUUUAUCUCUCUGUUCAAAAAGGCUUAGAAAUAUUAAAAUAAGAUUGUUACUACUAAAAAGCACAUAAAGCAUCCUACAAAAUAGAUAUAGAAGCCUUUCUAGAUGGAGUUUAAAAUACAAUGUUGUAAUGUACUUUUUUUCUUUCUUUUUUUCUUUUGUGUGGAGGACUCGCUUGCUUAUUACAAAGAGAAAUGUCUAGAAAAUGCUCAUUUCUAAAUUGGUCUAUAUUUAGCGUGAAAUUAAAAAGAACUCAAUGAAUGUAAGUACCGUUUGUUUGUUUAUUGUUAUGGUUCAUGGCACCCAUUUUUGACCUAAAAAGUUUAUUAAAAAGUUCAAAUGUGUUUGUGGACAAAUUUGUCCUAUUAUGUGUUUUAAGAAGUGAAAUAACUAAGUUUAAAGUUAAUUACAUUUAACGUUGCUCAGUUGUAUCUGUCCAUAGCACUUAGGCCAAAAUUGUGCUUUGUAGAUAUCUUGCAUAGUAACAUGAUCAGGACUGCAUCAAUUGAUGAAAGCAAGUAAACAUUAGGUUGAAAUUUUGGGACGGGCUUCAUGUCAACCAAAUGCUUUGCCAUUUCUAAGACCCAGGACUGUAACUGUUAAUAUUGAUUGUUGGAGAGGAUGUGGCCCUUUAAAGAUCAUAGAAGCCACUAAAUGAAUGUUCAAUAUCUUUUUCUGAGCAUUCAAGACCUCACAAUUAUUUGCUCCUUUAAGAAGCUUAUUUUAGUAAUAUGCACAAAAGCAGCCUUUAAUGAGCCUUUCUAAUUUUACAAAGAGAAGAGUCAAUAUAUAUUGUUAGAAUCAUCAAAAAGGUUUUUCAAGACAAUCACUAAUGGGAUAGUUCAGUAACUGCUCUAUAUUUAGCAAAUUAUAUGCACCACAAAUGUGGAAAAGAACCCUACAGUACUUUCUAAGUAAGCUAAAUGUUAUCUUUAACUUAUUUGUAUGCUAACGUAGUUGUACAAUGACCGUACAGUGUUCCUUUUGUAGUAGAAAUGGAAAGGAUACUUUAACAGACCAAAUACAUAUCCUCAUUAUUAGUGCCUUAGCACUACUACUUUCAGGACUCAAAAAUUCAUUGUGAUAUACUAUUUUAAGAAAACAACUCCCAACUUUGAAACUUAAAGAAGUUCAUUUUCAGGUUUGUUGGAAACGGCACACAUCAUUCAGCUGUCUAACACACAGCUGUUUACAUUGACCUAGAAUGUAGGAAUCUAGAAGAAUAGAUAUGAUGUGGACUUUUGAUAGAAAUCGACUGAGCAAUACGAUAAAAGUAGACAUGAAAUUAAAUAUUACGAGUUUCUCUUUAUUAUUUGACAAUUUAUGUAUGCAUCAGUGCUCACUUGCAGCUCAAUUUUGUAAGGUAGAUUAAAAACCUUUGAUUUCCGCACAAUAAAGAGUGAUCUGUAUCACAUCUCCAUAAACAUCUUAGUCUUUUGGAGAACAGCAUUAACAAUGGUUUUAACACUGGGCAUUGAAAAAACACUUGGAAAAGCUUCAACUAUCUGUGAUUGUAUGAUAAAUUCAAACAUUACUAAAGCUGUAUAUAUUUGGAUAUAAUUAUGGCCUUUCAGAGAGUUCUCCUUAUUAGUCAGAUUUGUUAAGGGACACUUUGAUGUGUCAAAUCUUUCCUAUGUGGGAUUUAAUAAACAAAUGAGACCACCACUAUUUCAUUACAAGUCUGUUCUUUUGUUUCAUAUAUUCAUUUUCCUUUUUUUUUUUUCUUUUUUUU
Xyrauchen texanus (razorback sucker) is the source of this 4208-nucleotide messenger RNA. RefSeq names its product forkhead box protein K1-like. The transcript has 9 exons. The coding region runs from base 83 to 1999 and encodes 638 amino acids. Gene Ontology annotation, biological process: regulation of transcription by RNA polymerase II. Gene Ontology annotation, molecular function: RNA polymerase II cis-regulatory region sequence-specific DNA binding; DNA-binding transcription factor activity, RNA polymerase II-specific; protein binding. The record is from RefSeq and is a predicted model, not a curated record. NCBI's taxonomy places the organism in Eukaryota, Metazoa, Chordata, Actinopteri, Cypriniformes, Catostomidae.